Messenger RNA from Nothoprocta perdicaria, 1962 nucleotides. It is a transcript of the gene TMEM41B, whose product is annotated as transmembrane protein 41B. The transcript is spliced from 11 exons. The record is from RefSeq and is a predicted model, not a curated record. Gene Ontology annotation, cellular component: endoplasmic reticulum membrane. The coding region runs from base 552 to 1274 and encodes 240 amino acids. NCBI's taxonomy places the organism in Eukaryota, Metazoa, Chordata, Aves, Tinamiformes, Tinamidae.
CUCGUCGCGGUGCGCUGAGGGUUUAUUGAACGAACAAUGGUUGUCUUUGGCAAUGCAGUGAAGAACAAAGUCCUUGGCAAGUACUCCAGGUGGAGUCAGCCUGCUGCUCAAAGCCCCUCUCCUUUUCCUGCAGUUGGGUAGAGCCUUAGAGAAGGGCAUCGAGGGCUAAGUCUGAUGGCAAGCUGGAGAAUAAGGAGUAUCUCCCAAGAAGAAAAUGCUAUGUACUAAAUGGCUCCUUCCAGAAGAAAAUUCUGAUUUAAAGAUGACCUGAAUAUAUUUCUUAAAGGAUCAACGUGUGAGGUUGCAAAUUGCAAGGAUGAAAGCUAUUUUGUCUGGUUUUCAGAUCAGAUGUUUCUUCUCUUUGGUACAGAAGAAUCUUCAGUCCAGGUAGAAACUCUGACCUCUCCAGAUCUUCUGGAGGCUCUGAGAACACCAAGGAAUAACUGCAAAUAAAGUACAAGAACAACCGUUCUGCUGCCUUCUGACAGGUGACCACCAGCCAGUCGUUCAAUGACUACUGGAAAGCCCAUGCAGAAGGUGGAUCAGCUGGAAUGUCUCUUCUUAUUUUGGUGUCCAUCUUCUUAUCAGCUGCUUUCCUUAUGUUUUUAGUAUAUAAAAACUUCCCACAGCUUAGUGAAGAAGAAAGAGAAUGUAUAAAGAUUCCUAGAGACAUGGAUGAUGCAAAGGCCUUGGGAAAAGUCUUGUCCAAAUAUAAGGACACCUUUUAUGUUCAAGUGUUAGUGGCUUAUUUUGCCACGUAUGUUUUUUUGCAAACAUUCGCUAUCCCUGGGUCUAUAUUUCUCAGUAUCCUCUCAGGAUUCCUUUAUCCCUUCCCACUGGCCUUAUUUCUUGUUUGCCUGUGCUCAGGACUCGGCGCUUCAUUCUGCUACAUGCUUUCAUACCUAGUGGGACGGCCUGUUGUAUACAGAUAUUUAACAGAAAAGGCAGUAAAAUGGUCAGACCAGGUUGAAAGACACAGAGAACACCUCAUUAACUAUAUAAUAUUUCUAAGAAUAACGCCUUUUCUUCCUAAUUGGUUCAUCAAUAUAACAUCUCCUGUAAUAAAUGUACCUUUGAAAAUAUUUUUCAUUGGCACUUUUCUAGGUGUGGCACCACCAUCCUUUGUAGCAAUUAAGGCAGGGACAACACUGUACCAGCUUACAACAGCAGGGGAAGCUGUUUCCUGGAACUCUGUGUUUGUCCUCAUGAUUUUAGCCAUCCUCUCCAUCCUACCAGCUGUCUUCCAGAAGAAACUGAAACAGAAGUUUGAAUAAGGAUCAGACUGGAUCAGAAUUUCCCAUAUUUCAUCUCAGGAUCAGCACUUCUGAUAUUUGUAUGUUUGCUUUUCUAUUAGAUCUUGAACAAUAAAGGGGAGGCUUGUAAUGGAUAAGAAUGUCUUUAAAUGAACACAUGGCCUAAAAUUGAAGAAACUGUGUUCAGAACUGUACUACACAUAGUUUUGUAACCAAACCAUCAGUGUUUUACUUUGUGGGGAGGUACAGGAUGAGAGGAGGGAGGACACACUUUGCUCUAAUUUUGAGCAGAGCAAAAGUAGAAAUGCAGACAUGAACUGCAGGCAGUUUCUUAAAAAUAAAUAAUAAUAAAAAAGUGGGGGAAAAAAAAACAUCAGGUAUUCAGUCCAGUUUUGUAACACUACAUUGUCUCUGCAGACUUACAUGUGAUCUGGUCUGAAUACAUCUCUCAUUAAAAAUUUCUCUUCCUUUGCCUUUUGUAAUGCCAGAAAAAUAGCAUCAUAAAAUAACAGUGCUCACUGAGAAACAAAGAUAUUUCUCUGAGCAGUACUUUAACUUCAGUGACACUCUUGCCUUCCUGAUUGCUUACUCUUUCUAUUUUAGUGCUAUGUCAUUUUAAAUACUUGAACCAAUAUCUGUUCUACUAACUGGAUUAAAAAAAAAAGUCAAAGGAGUGUCAAAUCAGUCCUCCUUGUCAUCUGUAUUUUUU